Molecule: messenger RNA, 1093 nt
Organism: Helianthus annuus (common sunflower)
Lineage: Eukaryota; Viridiplantae; Streptophyta; Magnoliopsida; Asterales; Asteraceae
Exons: 3
Coding region: 7-1017 (336 amino acids)
Source: RefSeq, a predicted model, not a curated record
UUGUGAAUGAAUGUGUAUAUGAAAAUGGUGAUGGAUUGGGUGUUGACAACUCUUGUGUUGGUGGCUGCUGCCGCCAUCGAUGGUGCUCGUGGAGACACGACGGUCACGGGCACUGUUUUCUGUGAUCAAUGCAAAGAUGGCCAGUUUGACACUCUCGAUUAUCCUCUUGGUGGGGUGAGAAUAUUGCUGGCUUGUCCAGGGGAGAACGGGCAGUACACCGUGGUGAGGGAAGAAACUACAAACUGGUUAGGUGCUUACACGGCGUCAUUUCCAGGUACUUCGGACAUGGGGGGUUGUCGGGCUCAAGUCGCUGACGACGGGCAGGGAUGUGGGGCGGUGGUCGGUCCUGCCCAGGACUUCAGACUUAGUUUGAAGAUGUUUGAUUCUCAAAUGUAUACUGUAGAUCCUUUAGUUUCCCAACCUGAUGUGCCUUCACCCUUGUGCCUGUCACUCGCAACACCAUUCCCAUCAUUGCCUCCGCCCUCGUACCUUCCUUUGACGCCUUCACAGCAGCAGCCGCCAGUGUCGCCCCCUAUGACUGAGUUGCCGGCUUUGCCCCCUCCGAUUACCGAGUUACUUCCGAUGCCGCCCUUGCCUCCGUUGCCACCCUUGCCCCCUAUGCCAACACAGCCAUUCUUUGAAUCUUCAGCUUGUCCGUACCAGAUGUGGAUGAUGGCCCAACAUAGAUGCUAUUGGAUGUUGGACCCGGAACUAAAAGUUGAGCUUGUAUUUGGGUCAUUGGCUUCAACAAUAUACGGGCCAAACAUUACAUUACGACAAAGCAUUAUUGGGAUAGGCGAUCCUUAUCAAACACUUCUAAGGGAAGGAACCACUGCUCUCUUAAAUGCCUACACCAGCACCCAAUUCGUUUACCAGCCCGAUGACAUUGUUAGACGGUUGAACUGGGCAUUGACUGAUGGAACCUCACAACAACUUCUUAUGGCGGCCCUUCGGUUCAUAAAAGCAAACUCAGGCCAAACCGGAAAUACUACUUGCAAAUUCAGUGUUUGCACGUGAUCAGAUAAUGAGAUAAUCGCGUGUUACUUUUGUUGAUGAUGAAUAUGAUUAGACCGCGAACGCUUAUUGUGUUUAA